AUUGGAAUGGGCCACACCACACCACACCACACCCCAUCCUCGUAGGGCUUCGAAAGAAAAGGUCUACUGUCUCUGUAACAAAAAGAGCGUCUUAGGGUUUGUGGCUCAGUCUGAGGAAAUCAAUUGCCGGACAUAACCGGAAGCUCGCCAUGGGGAGGAGACCUGCAAGGUGUUAUCGGCAAAUCAAAAACAAACCCUACCCAAAAUCACGAUACUGCCGUGGUGUUCCUGAUCCUAAGAUCAGAAUUUAUGAUGUUGGAAUGAAGAAGAAAGGUGUCGAUGAGUUUCCUUUCUGUGUCCAUCUUGUGAGCUGGGAGAAGGAAAAUGUUUCAAGUGAGGCAUUGGAAGCAGCUAGAAUUGCCUGCAACAAGUACAUGGCCAAAUUUGCUGGCAAGGAUGCAUUCCAUUUGAGAGUGAGGGUGCAUCCAUUCCAUGUUCUGCGGAUCAACAAGAUGCUCUCAUGUGCUGGGGCUGAUAGGCUCCAGACUGGAAUGAGGGGUGCUUUUGGCAAACCACAAGGGACAUGCGCAAGGGUUAGCAUUGGUCAGGUUCUCCUUUCUGUGCGCUGCAAGGAUAGCAACAGCCACCAUGCCCAGGAGGCCCUCCGCCGGGCAAAGUUCAAGUUUCCUGGCCGUCAAAAGAUUAUUGUUAGCCGGAAGUGGGGAUUCACCAAGUUCAGCCGUGUCGAAUAUAUGAAGUACAAGGCAGAAAACAAGAUUGUUCCAGAUGGUGUCAAUGCUAAGCUUCUUGGAUGUCAUGGAUCUUUGGCACGACGUCAACCUGGGAGAGCUGUUCCACCUCCCACCGCCUAGACCAUUCCGCGCCAUUCAUUGCCUGAAAAUAGCAGGACUUACUCUUGAGAAUUUUAUGCAGAAGUUUUGUCUGAGAAUAGUAUUUGUGUUUUGCUACUCUAUUAUAUUAAACUUUUGUUAUGUCAAUCUAUUUGUCUUGUUUACCCGUCUA
Molecule: messenger RNA, 963 nt
Organism: Alnus glutinosa
Lineage: Eukaryota; Viridiplantae; Streptophyta; Magnoliopsida; Fagales; Betulaceae
Product: large ribosomal subunit protein uL16-like
Exons: 4
Coding region: 150-812 (220 amino acids)
Biological process (GO): translation; ribosomal large subunit assembly
Cellular component (GO): cytosolic large ribosomal subunit; ribosome
Molecular function (GO): structural constituent of ribosome
Source: RefSeq, a predicted model, not a curated record